This is a messenger RNA of Ruditapes philippinarum (Manila clam), 2459 nucleotides long. RefSeq names its product pancreas transcription factor 1 subunit alpha-like. Gene Ontology annotation, biological process: developmental process; regulation of transcription by RNA polymerase II. Bases 635 to 1261 code for a protein of 208 amino acids. Gene Ontology annotation, molecular function: DNA-binding transcription factor activity, RNA polymerase II-specific; protein dimerization activity; RNA polymerase II transcription regulatory region sequence-specific DNA binding. The record is from RefSeq and is a predicted model, not a curated record. Lineage: Eukaryota; Metazoa; Mollusca; Bivalvia; Venerida; Veneridae. The transcript is spliced from 2 exons.
UACGCAUCUGGGCGUCUUAAACGUCACUACUCUUAUAGAUAAUAAUAACGGUAUAUUCCACUUCAAUUUUAAACAGCUUUAAAGAUAACACUAUCGGACUUUAAUAACAUUUUAAAGAAAUUACAAUCCAUUUUUAUUUGUUUGUCUCAUAAAUAUGCUUCAAAUUAUCUUCUUAAGAAAAUAAGCUCGCGACUAAGCGCGCGACCAGCACGCGACACCUUACUCAGCUCUCUGAUUGGAUAAUUCGAUUUUGGAGGAGGAGCACGGACGACUAUUGGAUUUUAAUUGACGAUUAUUCUAUUGAUACACAUUUCUAUUUAACUACAAUUGGAUGCAGAUUCAUUUAACUGUUAACGCUAUACUUGAACUAAUUUGAAAGCAUUUUUAUUCAAUUAAAUCGAGCGAAAUUGCACAAAUACAAAGAGAUAAAGAGAUUUCUGUUUCAUAUGGCCACAGACCGAGGAAUUACCCAAACUGUUAAAACGGUAAUGUUUCAAUUAAACAUUUUGAUCAAUUUUAAUCGUCUAUAGAUGUAUCUGGAAACUUAAACACAAUACGGAGUCAGAGAAAUAAAAACCCAAGCAAGAGGCGGACAUUUUUCUUCACACAAAAAAUAUAUUUAUUACAAGGAAACAUGGAAAGUUUUCUUUACACUUUGGACGAGGAUAUAUUUGACAUUGAUUAUUAUGAAAGUUCAGUCGACUAUAGUGACGAACUCGCGUCAACGGGAUCUAACGAAAGUGACAUUGAGAACGUUCCGUUAAAUUCAUGCAGUUUCGGGAAAAGGUCAGGGAAAUUUACCGGCAAGAAAGUUCAGCAGAGAAAGGCAGCGAAUAUGCGCGAACGUCGCCGAAUGAAGUCUAUUAAUGACGCUUUUGACUGUCUCCGAAAAUGUAUACCUGUAACAGAACAGGUGGACAAAAAAUUAUCAAAAGUGGACACCCUUAAACUGGCUAUGAGUUACAUAAGUUACCUUGCAGAUCUUAUUAAAACUACUAAUGAUUUAACCUCAAGUGGACAUAUUCAAAACCAAGACAAUAAGCAAGAAAAAGUGAUUCUACGUUGUCAGUUUUCAGGGAAUGACCUUGACCCUUGUGAAAGUCCGUUGCUGGGACACUCUCUCGCGUGGUUUGACGAGAAACAGAGCUCACCAAAAGAUAACAAACUUUCCGCCAAAAUCUGGUUCCCUCAUUACGCAAAUGAUGCAGACCUUAUUAACAUUGCUAAUUACACAAAUGAUUUUACAAAACAUUUUACGUGACAAACUUGUAUAAAUGUAUAAGAAUUUGUUAUUUUUUUGUUAUGGAUAUUUAUUAUAUGCAUCCAGAUUUCCUGCAAUAGGUCUGCCGGUCUAUUAAUCUCCAUGCCUAUGCAACGGUAGUGGCUAAUUUAUAUACUUUGUAUGACUAAGGUGUGAACCGUUCAACAACCCGUCCAUUACAAGCCCGCAAUCCCCUCCAUAGCACCGUUUGAUCCAGAUUGUUCGGAUAAAAAGUGAAUAUUUCUACUAAAGUGUUUUUUUUUUUUUUGUUGUUUUUUCAUAAUGAAAUGGAAUUUAUUACGAUGGCUAUUUUAAUGUAAUUUCAAAGUAUACAACUUAUGUAUUAAUGCAUGCAUGUAUAUAUGUAAAUUGAAAAUAAUCUUUGAUAUUUUCUAUCGAAGUACGAACUCCACUGAGGUCCAAAAAUCCUAAAACAAUUAUUUCUUCCAUUGAUCAACUGGGACACUUAAACGGAAAUAUAUGCGAAAGCUAAUAAAAAAAAAUAUAAUAAGAAUUAGAUAUUAGUAUAUCUGUACGAUCCUUAUAGUCCGAUUUGAGUUGGAAGCGUUUAAACGGUUUUAAAUUUUGGUAACUUUUUCACAAUUAUAAUAACUAUUCUGAAGGAAAAAAAAUUAUUAAAGGAACUCCACUGAUAUUUAAAAGCCUCAAAACAUAACAUUUGAAUAAUUAUUUUGGAAAAACGAAGUGCGCGAAAUGAUCUGAAAUUUUGCACAAAGAUUCUUGGUCUAAACCUACAUCAAAUGGUACAUAAAUCUAGAAAAAAAAUUUCAGUCCCAUCAUGUCAAAAAACCUCAGUGGAGUCCCUUUAAUGAUUUGAAAUUUUCACACAAGCUUUUGGUUCAGACCUACAUGAAAUGAUAUGAAAAAAUUCGAAAGAAAAAAUUCCAGUUUCGUAAAUUUCCAGUUUCGUAAAAAAAAACAUACUCAGUGGAGUCACUCUGGGACAAAGAAUAACUUAUUCUUUGUCCUAGAGUCUUUUUAAAAGUCAUUUGUACAUAUAUUACUAAUUGUGCUAUUUUUAACAGCACGAUGGUGCUGUCUUAAAAUUUUACUUUCUCUGUUUUUGUUUGUACAAACAUGGGAUAUAUUGAUCUACUGAUCGUAUUAUAUAUCGUGCUGGGACAUAUUUAUUUCUGUAAAACAUUUUAUUGAAGAAAUAAAAAUGCAUUAGAUUUUA